GGGCCGCCACCUGUUCCUUCCAAUCAAUAUUUGCCUUCAUAUCAAAGACCCUCUUUACCUCCGCCAUCACAAGCACCCUCGUUAGAUGAUCUAUCUUUAGCGUUUGACAAUCUUGCGAUGGCAUUAAGGUUGACAGCAGGUCCUCAAGAAAUUGAUGAUUUUCAACGUCGUCAAGAACCUUGGAUAAAAGAGGCAUUGCAUCCAAAUUUGCUUGCGUUACUUCGUUCUGCUUUCCAUUUUAUAGAUGCUAAUGAAAAACAACAAGAAAAAGUUCUUAAAAUUAUAUCUAUAUGGGGUGAUAAACACUACUUUGAUGAUAUUAAAAUUAAUGCUCUGAAGUCUGGUGUUAUGGUUCCUCCUCCGCCUCCCGGUGGUCCACCAUCGGUCACAUUUCCCGGGAUGGCACCUCCAGGGCAUCCCGCUUUUGGGCAUAUUCGUUAUCAAAAUCCUCAGAAUGUUUCACCUUUUUACAAUCAGGGUGCACCGCCCCCACCGAAUAUGUUUCCCGGAGCCCAUUCGCCAGCACAGUCAAUUAUUUCAUCAAGUACUCAUUUGUCUCCACCAGUUGCUCAUGGUCAUUUGAGACCUAACUCUGAACCAGCACCACCUGGUAUCCCUGGUCAGUUUCCUUCCGGUCCUUCACCACCGGACAUGUCAAUGCAAGGAAUAGGACCAAGGCCUAACGUAUCUGUUACACCACCAAUACCCACUGUACCAGAAAAAAAAUAUUAUGAACUACCAGCAGGAUUAAUGGUACCAGCUGUUUCGGAUCCGCCGUAUACACCAAUUCAUGCUGCUUCUAUUAGACUUCCGCCACAUCGACUUCCACCAACAACCGAGUUACUUGAAGCAGUAGAUAAAUUUUAUGAAGGAAUGAAAUUGAUAGAGUAUUAUCAUCGACCAUCUUAUCGGCGUAAGAGAGAUGAUCGUGGACGUCUUAUUCUGAUUCAUCAGGUAGUAGUCGUAGUCGCUCGAGAGGUCGCAAGCGUCAUAGACGUAGUAGUAGAAGUCAUAGUCGCUCAAGAUCAAGCUCUAGGCUACGAGCAAGAACUAAAUCUAGGUCAAUAUCCAGUUCCCGAUCCAGGUCUACAUCUAGGUCAAGAUCAGGAUCCUAUGAACGAAGCCGAAGUAGAAGUCAUAGCCGUGAUCGUGAUAGACAAAAAUCAAGUGAAUAUGGUUCGACGUCACGCAAAAGAUAUCAAAGUAGAUCAUAUUCUAAAUCAAGAUCGAGGACGCCUUCAUAUAACGCGUGACGAAGGCGCGAGGGCAGAUAAAAUGAUAUCUGAUCAUAAUGUCGGAUUCCAAAUGCUUAAAAAACUUGGUUGGGAAGGAGCAGGAACGGGUCUAGGUUCAUCAACGACAGGUAUUGUAGAGCCAAUUAAAGGUGGUGAAGUCAGACUUGGCGAGCAAAAAUACUUGGGUGUAGGACACAACCAAGGCGAUGAGGACGACAUUUUCGACCAAUAUCGUAAAGCGAAAAGUUACACAUAUCAAAGAAGUGAUAUCAAUUCAAAAGAUAAGAAGCCGGCAGGGUGCUUUAGAUGUGGAAAG
Molecule: messenger RNA, 1551 nt
Organism: Racocetra fulgida
Lineage: Eukaryota; Fungi; Glomeromycota; Glomeromycetes; Diversisporales; Gigasporaceae
Source: the annotation of a GenBank genome assembly